UAGUCAAUGUUAUUUUUUUUGUUUGUUUUCGGAGGUUUAGCUAAUUUGAUUUUGAGAGUAGUCGCCACUGUUCGACGUCCUGUCCAUAUAUACACGAAGAAAAGAAUACGUGGAGUACUAAAGAUGGAUCAGAAUAAGUCUGCUGAGCCAGCCGAAAAGAAAGCAAGGAACGAAAACACAAUGACGCUAGAGGCCAUUCGCUACAAGGGGAGGAGUUUGGAGAUCUUGAACCAGAAGAAGCUCCCUCUUGAGACGGUUUAUGAACAGGUCACAUCGACCGAAGAUGGCUGGCAUGCCAUCAGAGAAAUGAAGGUUAGGGGAGCUCCUGCGAUAGCGAUUGUCGGAUCUUUGUCUCUGGCUGUUGAGCUUAGCGGUAUGUCCUUCGAGAGCAAGUCCGAGCUGGUGUCCUUUAUCUGUAAACAAUUCAGAUACCUCAACACGGCCAGGCCUACAGCAGUGAAUAUGUCGGAGGCUGUAAAAAGGUUCACCAGUCUGGCAGAAGAGCUUGGCAGUGAUUCUGAGACAACAAUGGAGUCAUUAAAGGACAGAAUAAUAGAAGAGGCCGAAAACAUGCUAGAGACAGAUGUGCGGACCAAUCAGAGCAUAGGAAUGCAUGGAGCGGACCAUUUGAUACGUUCAUCCGGGGGUGGACAGGUUGUGAUGACUCAUUGUAACACAGGAUCCCUCGCUACAGCUGGCUAUGGCACAGCUUUGGGCGUUAUCCGCGCUCUUCAUGAAAGAGGAAAGUUGGAACACGUCUACUGCACCGAGACACGCCCGUACAACCAGGGAGCACGUCUAACCGCUUAUGAGCUCGUGUAUGAACACAUCCCAGCUUCACUUAUUACAGACAGCAUGGCUUCAUUCUGUAUGCUCAAGAAAGGUGUCACAGCUGUUGUCGUUGGUGCUGACCGCGUCGUAGCUAAUGGUGACACAGCAAACAAGAUCGGGACUUACCAGCUUGCCAUAGCGGCCCGACAUCACAACGUUCCCUUCUACGUCGCUUCCCCCGUGACCUCUUGCGACCUCAGUUUGACCUCUGGGGAUGACAUCGUGAUUGAAGAGCGUCCAGAGGGAGAGUUGACAAAGAUCAACGGCAUGCAGAUUGCCGCUCCAGGUAUCUCUGGAUGGAACCCUGCCUUUGACGUGACCCCGGCUGACCUUAUUACUGGAAUUAUCACUGAGCAUGGUGUCUUUAAACCUGAAGAACUAAAGGAAAAACUGACUCAACUUUCGUCAACAUCAUAGUAUUGAACGUGGUGUCUUCAAACCAAAUGAACAAAAGGAAAAAAGAGUUACUCAUCUUUCCUCAUCAUCAUAGUAUUGAGCAUGCUGUCUUUAAACCUGAAGAACUAAAGGAAAAACUGACUCAAC
Molecule: messenger RNA, 1374 nt
Organism: Lytechinus variegatus (green sea urchin)
Lineage: Eukaryota; Metazoa; Echinodermata; Echinoidea; Temnopleuroida; Toxopneustidae
Product: methylthioribose-1-phosphate isomerase-like
Exons: 7
Coding region: 7-1248 (413 amino acids)
Molecular function (GO): S-methyl-5-thioribose-1-phosphate isomerase activity
Source: RefSeq, a predicted model, not a curated record